CCGCCGUGACGUCUCCAGCAGACCGCCGCCAGCCAGCCACAAACUCUGCCACGGGAAGGACCUGACUUGUUCGUCACCAGGCCAGGCCAUGGCGCUCGCGUCCACCUCCGCCACCGCCCCCGCGGCCGUGCUCAAGACCCCGUUCCUCGGGGCCCAGCGCUUGCUCGCCAAUGCCGCCUCCGUCGCCGCCAGGCCCGCGCCGCGCCGCGCGCUCGUCGUCGCCGCGGCCGCCGCCAAGAAGUCGUGGAUCCCCGCCUUCAAGAGCGACGCCGAGUUCAUCAACCCGCCGUGGCUCGAUGGCUCGCUCCCCGGCGACUUCGGCUUCGACCCGCUGGGCCUGGGCAAGGACCCAGCGUUCCUCAAGUGGUACCGCGAGGCGGAGCUGAUCCACGGGCGGUGGGCGAUGGCCGCGGUGCUGGGCAUCUUCGUCGGGCAAGCGUGGAGCGGCAUCCCGUGGUUCGAGGCCGGCGCCGACCCGGGCGCCAUCGCGCCCUUCUCCUUCGGCUCCCUCCUCGGCACGCAGCUGCUGCUGAUGGGGUGGGUGGAGUCGAAGCGGUGGGUGGACUUCUUCAACCCGGACUCGCAGGCCGUGGAGUGGGCCACCCCCUGGUCGCGCACCGCCGAGAACUUUGCCAACUUCACCGGCGAGCAGGGCUACCCCGGCGGCAAGUUCUUCGACCCGCUCGGCCUCGCCGGCACCGUCAAGGACGGCGUCUACAUCCCCGACACCGAGAAGCUCGAGCGGCUCAAGCUGGCCGAGAUCAAGCACGCCCGCAUCGCCAUGCUCGCCAUGCUCACCUUCUACUUCGAGGCCGGGCAGGGCAAGACGCCGCUCGGCGCGCUCGGCCUAUAAUCUGCCGCCGCGACGGCGCCGCGUGUACUUGUACGCAUCGAUAGGUUCGACCGACCCAGCUAGCUCACGAUUGCGUGCGUGGUGAGGGACUGCGCAUCAGAUCGGUCAGGCGCAUGCGUCAAUGGACAUUGCUUUGGAUCGAUUGGAUUGUUGGAGGUGAAAGAAGAGCGCGUAGCAGCAAAUGUAUUGUGUUCGUGGCUUCUUUUGGGUGCUGUGCGUGAAUCAAAUGGGGAGUUCUUUUUUUAUUUCCAUGUAUGUACCAUGUAAUGUAUAGUCUGGAUCGAUUUCUGGAACCAAUUAAGGCAGGAUGAGUGAGGACAUUUCCUUGAUCUCUUAGGACAACAACUACUCUUGUUAUAUUGGAUUUUAA
Messenger RNA from Panicum hallii, 1223 nucleotides. Its product is annotated as chlorophyll a-b binding protein CP24 10B, chloroplastic. The record is from RefSeq and is a predicted model, not a curated record. The transcript has 2 exons. Gene Ontology annotation, biological process: response to light stimulus; photosynthesis, light harvesting in photosystem I. Lineage: Eukaryota; Viridiplantae; Streptophyta; Magnoliopsida; Poales; Poaceae. The coding region runs from base 89 to 853 and encodes 254 amino acids. Gene Ontology annotation, cellular component: membrane.